Chinchilla lanigera (long-tailed chinchilla) is the source of this 5672-nucleotide messenger RNA. RefSeq names its product zinc finger CCCH-type containing 7B (gene Zc3h7b). The coding region runs from base 306 to 3257 and encodes 983 amino acids. Gene Ontology annotation, molecular function: metal ion binding; protein binding; miRNA binding. The transcript has 23 exons. Gene Ontology annotation, biological process: miRNA processing. NCBI's taxonomy places the organism in Eukaryota, Metazoa, Chordata, Mammalia, Rodentia, Chinchillidae. The record is from RefSeq and is a predicted model, not a curated record.
GGAGCCGCGCGCUCUAGGACCGAGGAGCGGAGCUGCAGGGAGACGGGGCCUCCUGCGGCAGCGGCCGCGAGCGAGGGAGCCGCGGGGCCGGGGCUGAGAUGAACGCGGGGCGCUCGGGAGCCACGAGGACCCAGCUGCCGGGGCGGCGGCGCGGGGAGCAGGAUGCGGCCGCCCGUAAUUAAAUAGCAUUUACUCUUAUUAUUACUAAUAAUAAUAAUAAUAACGUAAUCAUACCUCUAGUCAUAGCAUAUCACUUAUCGGGCUCGGCGCAGGCCCGCGGGGAGCGCAGCCCGGCCGAGAGACUGAUGGAGAGGCAGAAACGGAAGGCGGACAUCGAGAAGGGGCUGCAGUUCAUUCAGUCAACCCUCCCGCUAAAGCAAGAGGAGUAUGAGGCCUUCCUGCUCAAGCUGGUGCAGAACCUGUUCGCCGAGGGCAAUGACCUGUUCCGGGAGAAGGACUACAAGCAGGCCCUGGUGCAGUACAUGGAGGGGCUGAACGUGGCUGACUAUGCCGCCUCUGACCAGGUGGCCCUGCCCUGUGAGCUGCUGUGCAAGCUGCACGUCAACCGGGCCGCCUGCUACUUCACCAUGGGUCUGUACGAGAAGGCGCUGGAGGACAGCGAGAAGGCGCUGGGCCUGGACGGCGAGAGCAUCCGCGCUCUCUUCCGCAAGGCGCGGGCCCUCAACGAGCUGGGGCGCCACAAGGAGGCCUACGAGUGCAGCAGCCGGUGCUCCCUCGCACUCCCGCACGAUGAAAGUGUCACCCAGUUGGGCCAGGAGCUGGCGCAGAAGCUGGGGUUGCGAGUGCGAAAGGCGUACAAGAGGCCCCAGGAAUUGGAAACCUUUUCUCUCCUCAGCAACGGCACUGCAGCUGCCAUGGCAGAUCAGGGAACUUCCAAUGGAUUGGGGUCCAUAGAUGACAUCGAAACAGACUGUUACGUGGACCUGCGAGGAUCCCCGGCCCUGCUCCCCUCCACCCCCACGAUGCCCCUGUUCCCUCACGUCCUGGACCUGCUGGCCCCCCUGGACAGCAGCAGCAGGGCUGCCCCCAGCACGGAGAGCCUGGAUGACUUUUCGGACGGGGACGUCUUUGGUCCGGAGCUGGACACCCUCCUGGACUCACUGUCUCUGGUCCAGGGUGGCCUGCCCGGUGGCAGUGUGCCCAGCGAGCUGCCCCAGCUGAUUCCUGUGUUCCCUGGCGGGACCCCACUACUGCCACCCGUGGUGGGCGGCUCCAUCCCCGUCUCCAGCCCGCUGCCCCCUGCCUCCUUUGGCCUCGUCAUGGACCCCUCCAAGAAGCUGGCUGCCUCUGUGCUGGACGCCCUCGACCCCCCAGGCCCCACGCUGGACCCCCUGGACCUGCUGCCAUACUCGGAGACCCGGCUGGAUGCCCUUGACAGCUUCGGGUCAGCUCGGGGCUCACUGGACAAGCCGGACUCCUUCCUGGAGGAGACCAGCUCACAGGAGCACCGGCUGCCCAGCAGCACUCAGAAGCCAGCGCCAUCGCCGGAGCCCUCCAUGCCCAACACCGCCUUGCUCAUCAAGAACCCCUUGGCUGCCACGCACGAGUUCAAGCAGGCCUGCCAGCUGUGCUACCCCAAGACAGGCCCCAGGGCGGGCGACUACACCUACCGCGAGGGCCUGGAGCACAAGUGUAAGCGGGACACCCUGCUCGGGCGGCUCCGCAGCGCCGAGGAUCAGACCUGGAAGCGCAUCCGGCCGCGGCCCACCAAGACCAGCUUCGUGGGCUCCUACUACUUGUGCAAAGACAUGAUUAACAAGCAGGACUGUAAGUACGGGGAUAACUGCACCUUCGCCUACCAUCAGGAGGAAAUCGACGUGUGGACCGAGGAGCGGAAGGGCACCCUCAACCGAGACCUGCUCUUCGACCCGCUGGGGGGCGUCAAGCGCGGCAGCCUCACCAUCGCCAAGCUCCUCAAGGAGCACCAGGGCAUCUUCACCUUCCUCUGUGAGAUUUGCUUUGACAGUAAGCCCCGGAUCAUCAGCAAAGGCACCAAGGACUCUCCGGCCGUCUGCUCCAACCUGGCUGCCAAGCACAGCUUCUACAACAACAAGUGCCUGGUGCACAUCGUCCGCUCCACCUCCCUCAAGUACUCCAAGAUCCGCCAGUUCCAGGAGCACUUCCAGUUCGACGUGUGCCGCCACGAGGUGCGCUACGGCUGCCUGCGGGAGGACAGUUGCCACUUCGCCCACAGUUUCAUCGAGCUCAAGGUGUGGCUGCUGCAGCAGUACUCAGGCAUGACGCACGAAGACAUCGUUCAGGAAUCCAAGAAGUACUGGCAGCAGAUGGAAGCGCACGCUGGGAAGGCCAGCAGUGGCUCGGGUGCCCCAAGGACACAUGGGCCCAGCACCUUCGACUUGCAGAUGAAGUUUGUGUGUGGCCAGUGCUGGAGAAAUGGGCAGGUGGUAGAGCCAGACAAGGACCUCAAGUACUGCAGUGCCAAGGCCCGUCACUGCUGGACCAAGGAGAGGCGGGUCCUUCUGGUGAUGUCCAAGGCCAAGAGAAAAUGGGUGUCAGUGAGGCCGCUGCCAUCCAUCCGCAACUUCCCACAGCAAUACGAUCUCUGCAUCCACGCGCAGAACGGCCGCAAGUGCCAGUACGUGGGGAACUGCUCCUUUGCACACAGCCCCGAGGAGAGGGACAUGUGGACGUUCAUGAAGGAGAACAAAAUCCUAGACAUGCAGCAGACCUAUGACAUGUGGCUGAAGAAACACAACCCAGGGAAGCCCGGGGAAGGGACCCCGAUCAGCUCCCGGGAAGGGGAGAAGCAGAUCCAGAUGCCCACAGACUAUGCUGACAUCAUGAUGGGCUACCACUGCUGGCUCUGCGGCAAGAACAGCAACAGCAAGAAGCAAUGGCAGCAGCACAUCCAGUCGGAGAAGCACAAGGAGAAGGUCUUCACCUCCGACAGCGAUGCCAGCGGCUGGGCCUACCGCUUCCCCAUGGGCGAGUUCCGGCUCUGUGACAGGCUCCAGAAGGGCAAGGCCUGCCCGGAUGGGGACAAGUGCCGCUGCGCCCACGGCCAGGAGGAGCUCAAUGAGUGGCUGGACCGGCGGGAGGUGCUGAAGCAGAAGCUGGCCAAGGCCCGCAAGGACAUGCUCCUGUGCCCACGGGACGACGACUUCGGCAAAUACAACUUCCUGCUGCAAGAAGAUGGAGACACUGCUGGUGCCACCCCAGAAGUUCCUGCUGCCGCCACCGCUGCCACCGCCAGCACCGCCGCCGCUGCGGAGUAGGGGCGAGGUCUCGGCCGUGGGCAAAGUCCUGGGGUCGGGUGGGGGUGGGGACAGAGGGCGCGAUGGAAGGGCUAGGGUAGGCCAGCUGGGGGUGGGGGGUGCCCUCCUGAGGCAGCCCCCAGCCCCCGGGGCCCCUUCCAUCCUCUCCACCCCCACCAUCCAGGUGUGCGUCCCUGGUGCACAUGCUGCAGCCCCACGUGGUCCCAGGGUCCUCAUCCUGCUGACACCGGGACAGACCCUCCCCCACCCCCACGGCUCUCCUGGUUGGGGACGGAGGGGACUGGCUGACCCCUCCGGCUUCAGCCUACAGCUUUAACUUCUGUCUGCUCCUAAAGGGGGCCCAAAACUCAGGGCUGGGGAGCCUGGGGUCCCCACUUGAAUCUGCAGCAGGAGGGUCCUUUCUUCCUCUCCCUCCCUCCCGCCCCCUCCUCGGGGGGCAGAUCAGGACACAACAGAGGGCAGGUGGCCCCAGUUAGCUUUAAAAUGCAGCCUCAGGGUGGAGCCGGGGUGUACUGGUCACGUACACCCUGGGCCUCAGUUUCCCUUCUGGUUGAAUCAUCGUCAGAUUGGAGGGCUGGAUAAUCGCUCCCACCCCUGCCCCGUUUCCUCGCAGGCCGCUAGUAUAGAUCAGGCAUCCUCAGCCUUCAGAGUGGACCCUGCCUGAGCCCCACUUUGCAGAAAGGAAAACUGAGGCCUAUCCGGAGGAGUGAUCUGGCCCAGGGUCUCCAGCCCCUGGUAGGAGGCAGAGCUCAGUUAAAAACAGUGAUUGGGGCAGAGGUGGGACAGUCUCGGAAUCAGAAUCAGAGUGUGACUGGGCCUUAGGCAGCACCCCUGGAGGACAGUCCCCUCCUGAGGAAGCUGUCAGAGGAGCAGCAGAGUUAGGUCCCCACACCUGCUCAGGAAGAGGUGGAGAGGGCAGGGCGCCGUGAGCCCAGGUUCCGCACUUGGCACAGAGAAGGGGUUGGGGAUGUGGAGAAGCGGGAGGCUCCAUCCUGGGCACUCCGGGGGGGGGGACACAGUCCCUUUCCCGGUGACCCAAGACCCAAACAUACCAUGAUGCCCAGCUGUCCCACCCUUCCCCAACCCCCAGCCCUGCCAGCUGCCUGGGACCCCAGCUGACCCCCAGUCCCGGCCCCUCAGGCCUCUCCCCUUGUCUGCUGUGUCUGCGUGCACCCCCUCCAUCCCAUCUCGCGGGCAGCCCCCGUCCCCUGAUUCCCCAGACAUUCCAGAAUGCCCCGUGCUGUUGGCACAGGGAGUGGGGCACCCCCGCAAGGAACCAGGGACUAAGGCCGGGGGGAGUGUGGUGGAGAGGACAGAACACCAGGUAGUUUUCCUCCAGCGAGGAUCCACAGUGCGCGUGAUGGCAUAAUGGGCACCCUGGCCGACGGACCCUGUUCCUCCUGCCUCGGCUGCCCAGCCUUGUCCCAGUAAUCGUGGCAUGCGCCCUCCCCCUUCCCGCCCCUCCCCUGGCGGGCCAGCACUGCGGGAGGACGGUGCUGGCCGUGUGGCUGGCUGGAGGCGAGACCACAGCCAAGGUGGGGCGCUGCCGGGAACGGGGAUGGCACUUGUCCUCCUGAUCUGUGCUGUUGCAGUCUGUCGUCACCAGCCCUGUUUUUAGUGUGUAUAUAUGUCGCCCCGUGAUACAUAUAUACACAGGUAUUAAAUAUAUCACUCUAUAUAAUAUUAUAUAUGUGUGUGGUAUCCAAGGAAUUGCUUCUAAUGAGGGCUAAAGAUAAAGAAUUUGGCCAGAAUAUGCAGCCAUCCUCGCGUGACUAGGAGGGAAUUUGGGGUCAUCGGGCCAUUUUCAUGGAGUUAGUGACUAGACUGGGCUCAGCAGUGAUCUGGGCGCUCUGCUGCCUGCUGGUUUCCUGGACCAGCCCUGUCUAGCAGGGAGAACCAGAGGGCUCAGGGAAAGGGAAUGAUCUGUCUGUCCCCCAAGAACAGGACGGGAGUCCAGAGUUUUCAUCUUGAGCUGUUACCGCCUAGGCCUUUGGGAUCUGGGGCUCCCUGGCCUCGCCAGAGCUGGCUCCCCAUGGUGUCGGGAGGAGAGCGGACAGAGGGAGCGGGGAGAGUGGGGGACAAGAGAGCUCUGUUAAUGACGAGGUGGACUGUGUCAGCUGUGACCCCUCUCCAGGUCCCUGGCUGGGAGAUUCAGAGUGGGGUCUAGGGCCUGCGCCCACCCCAGCGGGUGGGCGGGGACAAGAUGGCACAGCUGGGCUGGGGUGGGCCGAGGGGAUGCUGCAUUUCACAGCUGGACAGUAAUCAAUUUAAUGGUCCUUUUAAAAUGUCUGUGUAUUAAAACUUUAAGAAUACCACACUUUAAUAUUAAAUAUCAUAAGGUCUAGUAUCUUGAUAAUAAUGUAGAUGUUUUAAUAACAACUUUUGUCCUUCUUAAAAUAAAAUGGAAGAAACUUG